Molecule: messenger RNA, 2790 nt
Organism: Peromyscus eremicus (cactus mouse)
Lineage: Eukaryota; Metazoa; Chordata; Mammalia; Rodentia; Cricetidae
Gene: Lrrc3
Product: leucine rich repeat containing 3
Exons: 1
Coding region: 20-793 (257 amino acids)
Cellular component (GO): plasma membrane
Molecular function (GO): protein binding
Source: RefSeq, a predicted model, not a curated record
UGGGUCAGGUGGAGGCAAGAUGGGCCCCAGGGGCAGACAGAGCCCCCCAUCCCCACUGGCGCCCUCCCAAGGGUCUUGUUUUUUCAUCCUCUUCUGCUUGCGCUUAGGUGCCUCCUGCCCACAGGCCUGCCAGUGCCCUGACCAUGCUGGGGCUGUGGCUGUCCAUUGCAGCUCAAAAGGCCUGCAGGAGAUCCCUAGGGACAUCCCGGCAGACACAGUGCUCUUGAAGCUAGAUGCCAACAGAAUCUCCCGAGUCCCCAAUGGAGCCUUCCAGAACCUGCCCCAGCUGAGGGAGCUGGACCUGUCCCAUAAUGCCAUCGAGGCCAUUGGGCCUGCGGCCUUCUCAGGUCUGGCUGGGGGCCUGCGGCUUCUGGAUUUAUCCCACAAUCGCAUCCGAAGAAUUCCAAAGGACGCACUGGGCAAGUUGAGUGCCAAGAUCCGCCUGUCCCACAAUCCACUGCACUGUGAGUGUGCUCUGCAGGAGGCCCUGUGGGAGCUGAAACUGGACCCUGACUCUGUGGAUGAAAUUGCCUGCCACACCUCAGCACAGGAGCAGUUCGUGGGGAAGCCGCUGAUCCAGGUCUUGGACUCGGGUGCCAGCUUCUGCAGCACCCACCGGAAGACCACUGAUGUGGCCAUGCUGGUCACCAUGUUCUGCUGGUUCACCAUGGUGAUUGCCUAUGUCGUGUACUACGUGCGCCACAACCAGGAAGAUGCCAGGCGACACCUGGAGUACCUGAAGUCCCUGCCUAGUGCGCCAGUCUCCAAGGAGCCUCUCAGCCCUGUGCCCUAGCGCCUGCCUCUGGUGGGCCACUGAGCCUGGCUGUCCUGGUUUCUGCACCAGGGGAGGUGAUGGUGCUCUUGUGUUCCGGGGAGGUGCAUUACAACUGCUUCUGCACAGCUCCAAAUGCACUUUCAUUGGCAUUUCAUCUCAGCAGCCACUGCCUGCACAGUAGGGGAUUUGCCCAUCUUAAUGGGUAGGUAAACUGAGGUUUAGAGAAAUGGAAGUCCUUGCCAGGCCUGGAUUCAGCUGGCACUCAAACCCAGGCUGCUUGUGGUGUAGGUCUGUGACCCCUCUGAUCUGCCAACGUUUUCCACCCGGUGCUGUGGGAAGUGGAUAUUCGUGCACACGAAGAUGGGGCCCUGGUAGGGAGGAUGGCUGUAGCAUUGUCAAUCAGAGGCAUCAGCAGCUUUGCCGCUGGGGAAUGGCUCACUCUGUUUACCGUUGCUCUCCCAGGACAUCUGAACAAAGAUGUUGCCCUUUCCCAGAGCAAAGCACUGGCGAUCUAGACCUUUCUGGAGAGGUCAGUGCAAAGGACAGCCUGUACCGGCCCGCACUGACCUUUGUUCUGGGAGUGCUUGGGUUGCCCUUGUGCCAAAAUUUCCGUCCAUUGACAGGGAGGAAAUGGGGAAACACGAGAAAGGUCCAGCAUGGGCUCACCAUGGCAGUGCCUGUUGCCAGACAACUUACGGCCCUCCCCUGCUUCCGCCACUCCCAUCUGUGCCUGGCCAGUGGAAGCCUGUCAAUCACAGUGGCUCCUGUGCCUUGCUUUUCUACUGCCGAUAUCAAAAGCAGCUUUUCAAAGGAAGAGGGGACUGGUGUCUGAGGUUUCCAUGCCAAUUCACAGGAGGCUGCUUUUCUCUAGCAACAAGAACUUUCUCUUUUCACCUCGCUGAAAUCCCAGCGUUACUUUGUUGGUCAAUUUUCUUACCUAUCUUACUUCAUGUUCGGGGUAGAUGUUACAGCCGCCUACUUGACUAACUUCCGGUUUUAUUAUUUACUGUCUUUUUGUAUAAGUGUUUUUAUCUUAAGCUAUGUUGAGUACUCGGGGAAGAAGCAAAUGAGCAUAGAUUGUGUGGAUGUCGGGUGUUGGGUCUAGAUGUCUCUUUCAGUGGAAAUUGACUGUGGCUUCUGUUUCUGUUGGAAAUUCUCUUGUGAUCUGCAGGGACAAGGUGAGACUGUAUCUGGGGCCCGGCCUGGCUUGGUUUUAGCAUCACUGUGGCCCACAGUUCUGUCACCAAGAGACAUGGCACCUGAGGCUACACGACUGUCAGCCACAGAAGUACAUGAGAAAGAAACACUCAUGAAUUCCAGACUUCCUCCCACUGCUGAGUGCUCACAUCUACAUGGUGGCCCCGGGGCCACCAUCCCCAGUGUGUGCCAUAUGAGUGGAGUACUAAUCUGAAGGCUUAGAUGGGCUCAGACCCUGCCCGCCAUUCUCCCACGGCACUGGGCCAAGCUACACUGUCUGCAGGGCUGUAGGAAUCAGGCCCUGGCCGGGGCUAGUAGCACCGUUCCCAUUCCAGUGAGAAUCGGAACCAUGAGCAACCUCCUUAGGGACACCAGGCACUGCUGCCUGGACCGCAUGGCACAGACAUAGCCAACCCAUGGUGUCUGGUUAAGUGUUCAGGGGAGGCAGGUGCUGAGGGCAGAGUGGUCUGGACCUGGAGGGUUCUGUCCCAAGGAGAAGAGGCUAGAAAGCCCGAGCUGAGGGCUUGGAUUAAGACUGGGUGCUAUCCUGCUGCUGUGGCAGUGUGGAGGAGAGUGGCUGUGUCUGCCCCAUGAACAGGGACACCCCCAGCCUGUCACCUACUUCGGAGGUGCUGGUGCAGAGGAUAUGGCUUGUAGUCCUCUUAUUGUGUGGUGUGAUGCGUGGAGCUGCUUCCUGGCUGGUGCCACAAUGCAGGUGGUAGCUGGGCCCCUGUAGCCCUUCCACCCCCCUACUUAAGGAGGGAGGCCCUCCCUGUCUCAGGAACCUGCCACUGUCCAGCAGGUCUGUCCCGUGGCCA